Molecule: messenger RNA, 495 nt
Organism: Talaromyces rugulosus
Lineage: Eukaryota; Fungi; Ascomycota; Eurotiomycetes; Eurotiales; Trichocomaceae
Exons: 2
Coding region: 1-495 (164 amino acids)
Source: RefSeq, a predicted model, not a curated record
AUGGCCGCUGUCGCUGAGAAGCAACAAAAAGAAGCCCCCGUUAAACACGAGGAAGAGGAAGAAGAUUACUACAACUCCGAAGAUGGCAGUGACUACGACUCAUACUCAGAUGACGACCUAGACGAACCCCAGACAGAACUUGAAGACGACCUGAACAGCCAGAACCGAAGAAACCAACGGCGCAAAAAUAAACAACUACAGCAGCGUCAAUUCGAUGAUGAUGACGAUGAAUACGACGACGAGUAUGACGACGAAGACGACUACGGAAGCGAAGACGACGCCCAGGCACUUGCACCUUUGGACAAAAACUCAUAUGGCCCCAUCCGUGAGAGUAACCAGGGGGUAGGUGGUAAGAAAAUAGAGACUGCCAAAGAGGCUACGGGGUCGAUUGACGAUGAGGAGGGCUUGAAGCUCAAGCUGGACAUCAAUUUGGAAAUUGAGAUCGAGUUGAAGGCGCGUAUUCAUGGUGACUUGACCUUGGCUUUGCUGGCUUAG